AUGGACGAAGAUAUCAUUGUCGUCGACGACGGCGAGGCUCUACCACCUCAAGCCGGACCGUCCAAGGUCAAUGGAUUUAGUGGUACAUCGGAGACAUCCGCAAAACCUUCACCGACUGGUACUGGUGAAAGACAUUCGUCGCGCCUUAGAACAACAAGUGCUGCUGCCCGGGCUGCAAUGGAUGCAGCUAAUGAGCGGACAACACGUUCUACAAGCGUGAAGAACAAGCCUCCGCCUAAACUAAAGCUUAAGCUGAGUGAGAAAGCGGCAGCACAGGCUCCAGGAAUGUCAUUUCUGGGCCAGUACGACCGGGAGCUAGACUCAGAUGACGAAGAACUCGCAUUCGAAGAACAGUUUAUUUUGCGUAUGCCACCGGGAGAGGAUUGUGAGAAAUUUAGGAAGAUGGUUGCUGCUCGGGAGAUACCUAAUGAUGUCUGGUUCAAGUUCAAAGACUCUCGUCGUGGUGUGUUUCGCAUCGGUAAUUCGACAUACGCUUCGAAACUCGUGGAUCUGCCUUGUAUUAUCGAGUCCCAGAAAACAUUGGAUAAUAAACAAAUGUUCAAAGUUGCCGACAUAUGUCAAAUGCUUGUUGUUGAAAAUCGGGUGGAGAAUGAGGACGCCGCCACGAAUCAGAGGAGUUUCAACAUUGAAGAGUUCAUUUGGCCGCAUGGUAUCACCCCACCAUUGCAUCAUGUCCGGAAACGAAGAUUUCGAAAAAGGAUCAAUAGAAGGACCAUUGAGAGCGUCGAGCAAGCCGUCGAAAGGCUUCUUGAAGAAGACUCGCUGGCAACAGAAGUCAAAUAUGAGGUACUUGAGAAUGUCAAUCCUGACUUGUCGGACUCAGAAUUCAUUGAACGAGAAGAAGCGAUUGAUGCUGCGACUCCCGCUAUAUCUGACCUUGGUGACGCCGCUACACCCGGAGGAGAUAUCGGAGAAUAUGAGGGCGAAGGCGAUGAGGAGGAAGAGGAAGAACCUGACGGAGACAUCGAUGAGGAGUUGGCAGCAGAACUCGAUUUGGCCCUUGGCGAUGAAGAUCAAGGUGAUGGUGAUGAAGACGAUGAGGAUGAGGACGACGAAAGCGAGGAGGAUGAAGACGAUGAAGACGAUGAAGAAGCUCAAGCAAGGAAAUUAUUGAAUGAGGAAAUUCGGGACUUAGAAGCUGCAGUGGCGAAGAAGGGUAACGAGAUUGCAAGCUCUUCCAACCCGCUCAUUAGGAAACGGUUCGAAGACGCGCUGAAGAAAUUAACGUAUGACCUGGAAACAAAGAUUGUUCAGCGAGACGAACUACAGGAGAUGCAACGGUUGAAGAAGGAAGGUAUCACUCUUGAUAGCAACCGUGAGUCUGACUCCGAAGGUGACGGAAAUGACGACGAUGAUAUGGGUCGAGGCGGAGAUGGUCCGAUGGAAAUUGACUGA
Messenger RNA from Desarmillaria tabescens, 1416 nucleotides. RefSeq names its product TAFII55 protein conserved region-domain-containing protein. Gene Ontology annotation, cellular component: transcription factor TFIID complex. Gene Ontology annotation, molecular function: RNA polymerase II general transcription initiation factor activity. Gene Ontology annotation, biological process: RNA polymerase II preinitiation complex assembly; transcription initiation at RNA polymerase II promoter. Lineage: Eukaryota; Fungi; Basidiomycota; Agaricomycetes; Agaricales; Physalacriaceae. The record is from RefSeq and is a predicted model, not a curated record. The coding region runs from base 1 to 1416 and encodes 471 amino acids. The transcript has 6 exons.